AUACGAAUUGAAGCACGGAUACACACACUGCUGUCAAUCAACACAAAAGUAAAGCACGGACAACAAAGGUUAUUUUGCGUUCUCGUCUGAAAAUCAGGAGGGAAACAUACGUGGAAAUGUGGAAUCUUAGUUGGAGGAUAGGUCUGAGUGGGCCGAUUCCGUAUGGGGUAUUUUCAAAAGGCAGGCCUGUUAGAUCUGUUCGGCUCCUGGGCUUCCGCCUUCAAUUUAGCACAAGAACAGCCCAUGGAGCCCACACCCCAGAGGUUCAGCCCUACCUGUAACCUGUCAGGCAUCUCCCUUCUCCGCAAACCGUUUCGCAUCUCCGCUACCCCCAGCCAAGUCGCUCCCGGUGGCUCCGUUCUCCGCGCCUUCGUUCCCCCUCGGUUUUCCUGCUGUUUCGCCUCGGUCCUGCUUGCUGGUGCUGCAGAUCUGCGUUCGCCGGCCCCUUCUCCCUGCUAUCGCAUGCCAGCCAGGCGCCCACGGGCACGGCCAGCCCCCACCCCACAGGCGUGGCACUGCCCCUGUCCGGCUGUUCCUUGCUUUUGCUUGCCUGUGCCUGCUCCUGUUGGGCUUCGGCACCUGCACAGAGGAGACAGAGGUAUACAGAGCCACGCAGCCAAGGAUUUCGAAUUCGUGACUUGUUGGAGUUUCUGAAUGGCCAGCCCAGGGGAUGCGGAGGGCAUCACCAUCUCCAUGGGGGAGCUGAGCGUAGAAGCAGCGACUUCGUCAGCUAACGGCGGUGGUGAUGUUGCCGCUGUCGACCAGGAUGAUGUGUGGGAAGAUGUUUCAGAUUCUCAUGGGCACGCGUCUACCUUAGACAGAGAAUGGAUCCACAGGCAGAACCAGUUUCAAAAGAUGGGCUAUCGGGACGGAAUAACACAAGGGCAGAAGGACUCUGCCCAGGAAGGCUUCAAUGCUGGGUUCAGGCAAUCUGUAAACGCUGGCUACAAGUGGGGCCUUGUUCGCGGGGUUGCCAGUGCGCUAGCCAAUCUUCCAGACAGCUUGAAAGAGAAACUGGUGCCGGACGUCCAGUGCAGAGGGAAACUACAGGAUCUGCACAGCUCCGUGCGAGAAAUAUCAGCAGAUGACGCUCUCCAGAUGUUCCACGAGAGUAUCCGCCAGAGUAACCCUCCGUCAGAGGGGUCAGGAUCAUAUGUAGUAGCAUCAGCCACCGAUGGAGCUACGGAACCAAACAGGAUGAAAAGCCUACCGAAGGAUCUCGUGUUGUUGCUGCGUGAAUGCUCGGAUAUCAAAGUCAGCAAGGAGUUGGCGUGGGAUUCAUGAACAAGGCGACUCAGAAAUUCCAACCACUACAAGUGUGGCAGAAUCACACUGAGUUCCCAGAUUACUGAACGCCUACCUGGGCUGAUGGAUGAAUGUGAUUCGGGGAUUUUGUUUUGGAAGUGACUGAGAUACUCGAAAGGUUCAGGGACCUCGAAUCGAAUGUGUCUGUAGUAAUGCAGAUUUUUAUUCCAUAUUUCCCUUUUUUUUGCUGCAACCUGUAACUAGAAUUGUAACUAUAAAUUUGCAGUUCUUAAACAAUUGUAAUGUUUUUUUUUCUCUCCCUGAAUUCUGUCAUCUUCCUGAACAAUGGUCUUCAUGUGGAAGUAUAGUAUUUUGCCACGUUU
This is a messenger RNA of Zea mays, 1628 nucleotides long. RefSeq names its product Essential protein Yae1 N-terminal. The record is from RefSeq and is a predicted model, not a curated record. The coding region runs from base 655 to 1284 and encodes 209 amino acids. The transcript is spliced from 5 exons. NCBI's taxonomy places the organism in Eukaryota, Viridiplantae, Streptophyta, Magnoliopsida, Poales, Poaceae.